GGCUCUUAGGUUACUAGCUGUCUGGCUCCCAGUGUCCACUACUAUCGACUGCUGACGCCAUGUCCAACGUGGACGUUUUGGAGCAAUUGCAACUGGUGCUCAGGCCCGACAUGUCGGACCGGCGGAUUGUGUGCGUUGAGGAGGCAGACACCGCCAAAGCGGACAUGAUCUUAUCGUUUUACAUGUGGUACGUGUUUACCAAGACUGACCUUCCCGUGUGUAUGGUUGGUAUCCGGGACACAUAUGGUCACUACCAGAACAUAGGACUGAAGUUCCAUUACAACCUGUUGUCGAUGUCCAAUCAAAAGCGAUUUGUGUUUGUCGAGUCUAUUAUGUCCAUUGAUGGUCUGGUCGGCUGCGCGCAAGACCUACUAAAAAGAUACCCUACUGGCUCUGUCUACAUGGUAGUGGAUGACAUCAGUUCGCUAUUGUUGUUGGGUGAGAGCCUUGAGGACAUUGUUGGAUUCCUGAUGUUUUCCAAGCAUCAACCGCGCCUUUGCUUAGUGAUUGGCUGUUGGAAACAUAAGGCUGAUGAAUCAGCUAAGAGGCUAGCAUCUGCUGUGUCGCAUCUGGCCGACAUCAGAGUGGCACUGGCACCGUUAGUUACUGGAUUUUCUAACACCGCAACAGGCACUAUGAGGAUCACUACACACGAAUCACUGUUCCGCAUAGACGAUGUGUCUUACCUGUACAAGUUGGCUGACAAUGGUCUUAAGUUAACGUUAAAUUCAGGCUCUGUCAGAUAAAACCAUUAGGUUUUUAAACAUUUUAAGAGCUGUUCUAAAGUGAUAUGAUGUGAUGUAUCAUGCAUACUGCUUGUAUAAAAUUAAUUAAUAAUAUAUUGUAAAUAAAUAUCAACUAACAAUAACUUGCCUAUUAAUUUUGUUAAAAAAAUGUAUACAAGCAAACUCACACAAUAUUAUAACAUAGUAUUAAAAAUUCAACAAUCACAAAUCACAGAAAAUCAAAAGUAGAACGUAAGUUCAUAACAAUCAGAUCUUUAUUUAAUAAAUAAAUAACAAAAUAACCUUAUUCAUUAUUUUACACAGUUUUAUAACAUUCAUCUACAAUCUAUUAAACUGUCUUUUUUAGUAGCAAUAAAAAUAGUUAAAUAAUUCC
Acyrthosiphon pisum (pea aphid) is the source of this 1119-nucleotide messenger RNA. RefSeq lists its product as uncharacterized. Gene Ontology annotation, biological process: tRNA wobble uridine modification. The record is from RefSeq and is marked predicted. Gene Ontology annotation, cellular component: elongator holoenzyme complex. NCBI's taxonomy places the organism in Eukaryota, Metazoa, Arthropoda, Insecta, Hemiptera, Aphididae.